CUUAUUAUUAAAUGAAUUCGCUUUUUAUAAUGAUGUGGAUGGUGAAACAGUUGACUGUGGCCUCACAGAGACUAUGGUUGCAUACCUGUUUCAAGGAUCUUUUAAGAAGCAGGCCAAAUUCAACCAGUUUGUAUGCAAGCUGAAAGAGCCAGUAGUAACUCUGACAUUAGAGCCUGUUCCUCCAGAAGAAUGCCAGCAAUCUAGUUCAGCUAUACCAAGGAAUGGAACUAAUGUGAGACUGCCUGCUAGUUUUGACAUUCCAGCAUUCCCCAGACACCUACAAACGAAGCUGGACAACAAAGAACCAUGCCAGAGAAAUCCAAAGGAUAGACACAUAAUGAUCCGGGUUCUCUUUGAGGCUGUGGCACUAUACACAAUGUAUCCCACAACUUCAGAAUAUGUGCAAGUUGUAAAGAUGCUGAUUGCGAAAUAUCCUUUCCUGAAGGAUCUCGAGGGAAAUGGUUAUGCACCAAGUGUUCUGGGUGAGGACCCAUCCUCCAUUGAGGCUCAUGUGAAUGUCUUGCAUAGCCAGUACCAGAAGAUGCAACCUGAUUUCAGGAUUGUAUGGGACCGAAUGCAGCAGACAUUUGCAUGGCGGCAAAAGGAGAUUGCUGAUGGCAUGACUGUAGAGGACACAGUUAAGAAGUACCCUUUAUUAAGGACACCCACCGGGUUGUUUGAUGAGUUGGAACGUAUCCAUCCAGCAACAGGGAACUUGUGUCAGCGAUUCAAUGAAGGCUUCAAAUGUAUUGUACCGAAGGUGCUUCACCUAGCUCAAAGGAAAUCCCCACUAUUCCAGUUUUACCUGGAGACAAAAGAAGAAGCUCUUACUGAGGAUCUUCCAGAUAUUGACUUUAGGGCAGCCCUCAUCUUUCUGCCUUACAUCUUCAAGGAGAACAUUGAUCACUUUAUUACACUUGGAGAGACUGAUCUUGACAGCCCGUACCCAACUAUUCAGUUGACCGACCAAGACUGGAAAAUGGCCUUUGCCAGGAGAGCUCCAAACAUUCUGAAAGUGGACCACAUCGAGGUGUGUCGCACCUCAGGAAUCGAUGAAGGAAUCAUCUCAGCGUUCUGCACAUACUUCGUGUUCAAUCUUUCAUAUCCAAGACAUCUGAAGAACACACUGAUGUUUCUCCAAAGGUACAUUGCCAAAAUAGUUGUGGAUGUGGUGGUGGCGUAGUGGCU
Xyrauchen texanus (razorback sucker) is the source of this 1188-nucleotide messenger RNA. RefSeq lists its product as uncharacterized. NCBI's taxonomy places the organism in Eukaryota, Metazoa, Chordata, Actinopteri, Cypriniformes, Catostomidae. Bases 74 to 1183 code for a protein of 369 amino acids. The transcript is spliced from 8 exons. The record is from RefSeq and is a predicted model, not a curated record.